UGUUCUGCCCACAUUUCUUCCCAUCUUAAACCACAAGCUGUGGUCUUUUUUUAGUAAAAAAAAAAAAUCUUUGUUCUUUCUGGACUGUCUUUGAUGAUUGCUCUGUUGUGAGGCCUUUUUAAUUUCAUCCAUCCAACAAUUCUAUCACGGACAACAAAACGUUUCUGGACUCAAAGGAAGGGCGGUGGAAACGUUUCCAUCGUUUUAUUUUUUCUCCAGAGGAUUACAUUUCUUAAAUCGAAGCCACUUUUGGUGAUCAUGGCUGCUCUUUCAGUGUGGUUUUGGAACGAGAGGUUUUGGCUCCCACAUAAUGUGACUUGGGCGGAUCUUGCAGACCCAGCGCCCGGGGUGGAGUAUCCAAAAGCCGGGCACUUACUCUCUGCCUUACCGUUGGCUGUGGGGAUCUUUGCUGUCAGAAUACUAUUUGAGAGGUUCAUAGCCAGUCCAUGUGCCUUCCUCUUGCAUAUCCACGCUGCCUCAGUCCACUGGCGAGCCACACCCAACCCUGUCCUGGAGAAGGUGUUCACAUCCAUCACAAAGUGCCCAGACUCGCGACGCCUGGAUGGGUUAUCUAAGCAGCUGGACUGGGAUGUGAGGAAGAUCCAGAGAUGGUUCAGACACAGACGCAACCAGGACAAACCCAGCAUACUCACCAAGUUCUGUGAGAGCAUGUGGAGGCUUAUAUUUUAUCUGUUCAUGUUUACCUAUGGGAUCUGCUUUCUGUGGAAGUGCCCAUGGAUGUGGGAUACACACCACUGCUGGUACAACUACCCCUACCAGGUCCUGACUCCAGGCCUGUACCACUACUACGUGACUGAGCUGGGCUUCUACUGGUCUCUCAUGUUCUCUCAGUUUACUGACAUCAAACGCAAGGACUUCCCCAUCAUGUUCAUUCAUCACCUAGCAACAGUGAGCCUGAUCAGUUUUUCCUACGCUAACAACAUGCUACGUGUCGGGAGCCUGGUGAUGUGUGUCCACGACGCAUCAGACUUCCUGCUGGAGGCAGCCAAACUGACCAACUACGCCAAGUACCAGCGCCUGUGUGACUUCCUGUUCGUUCUGUUUGCUGUAGUCUUCUUCAUCACAAGGCUUGUCCUCUACCCUCUAUGGAUCCUGAACACAACAUUGUUUGAGAGCUGGGAGAUGAUUGGUCCCUACCCUUCCUGGUGGCUCUUCAACUCCCUACUGCUGGUGCUACAGGUGCUGCACGUCAUCUGGUCCUACCUCAUAGCCGGGAUCGCCUACAAGGCCUUGGUCCGAGGAAAGGUUUCUAAGGAUGACCGCAGUGAUGUCGAGAGCAGCUCAGAGGAGGAGGUGGACACCAACGGAGCCAAUAACAAGGGGGUUAAAAUGGCCUUCUCUCCUAAGGUAGAGAACGGUACCAACGGCCACGCCGUCGCCACUAUAACCUGGCCACAACAGAUACGCAGCAGCAGCAGCAGCAGUAGUUGGUGACACGAGAAAAGAGGAGUCCGCUUUCUGAUUCCCAGUAUAGGGCUGACCACGGGGGUCCAGUAUGUCUGGCCUGGUUACACUGGGCAGCCACUAGUUGUCGGAACUGUGCUGGAAAGGACCAUGUCGAAAAGAGAAGGAAAAUAUCAGCGCCAACACAGUACUGUUCAGGUCGGCCCUAUAGUGAGAAUCAGGUAUAUCUGAGCCAGCACAGUACUGUUCAGGUCGGCCCUAUAGUGAGAAUCAGGCAUAUCUGAGCCAGCACAGUACUGUUCAGGUCGGCCCUAUAGUGAGAAUCAGGCAUAUCUGAGCCAACACAGUACUAUUCGGGUCGACCCUAUAGUGAGAAUCAGGCAUAUCUGAGCCAACACAGUACUGUUCAGGUCGACCCUAUAGUGAGAUUCGGGCAUAUCUGAGCCAGCACAGUACUGUUCAGGUCGGCCCUAUAGUGAGAUUCAGGCAUAUCUGAGCCAGCACAGUACUAUUCGGGUCGACCCUAUAGUGAGAUUCAGGCAUAUCUGAGCCAGCACAGUACUGUUCAGGUCGGCCCUAUAGUGAGAUUCAGGCAUAUCUGAGCCAACACAGUACUGUUCAGGUCGACCCUAUAGUGAGAUUCAGGCAUAUCUGAGCCAACACAGUACUAUUCGGGUCGACCCUAUAGUGAGAAUCAGGCAUAUCUGAGCCAGCACAGUACUGUUCAGGUCGGCCCUAUAGUGAGAUUCAGGCAUAUCUGAGCCAACACAGUACUAUUCAGGUCGGCCCUAUAGUGAGAAUCAGGCAUAUCUGAGCCUGCACAGUACUGUUCAGGUCGGCCCUAUAGUGAGAAUCAGGCAUAUCUGAGCCAACGCAGUACUGUUCAGGUCGGCCCUAUAGUGAGAAUCAGGCAUAUCUGAGCCAGCACAGUACUGUUCAGGUCGGCCCUAUAGUGAGAAUCAGGCAUAUCUGAGCCAACGCAGUACUGUUCAGGUCGGCCCUAUAGUGAGAAUCAGGCAUAUCUGAGCCAGCACAGUACUGUUCAGGUCGGCCCUAUAGUGAGAAUCAGGCAUAUCUGAGCCAACACAGUACUGUUCAGGUCGGCCCUAUAGUGAGAAUGUCUGUGAGACCUUUCCACUACUAGUUCAUCCUAUCCUACUCUACAUCUUGAAGUGCUUUUCCUCUCAUCCAGUUCCCUGGACGUUUGAAGUCCGUUUCUUCAUUCAACUCUGACUCUUAAUUAUACUGUACUGCACUGACAUUGAUCGGUGACUAUGACAACAGACGAUGGAUGAAUAGACAGACACCACCGUGACCCAUAGAAUCAAAACGGAUUACAUUUAACUGAUUUAAAACUUGUGUCAAGUGAAUGGGCCUGUAGCUAUUUUAAUUCCAUUGUGUCCAUAGAAUGGGGUCUGACUGUAUUUUCAUUCCAUUGUGUCCAUAGAAUGGGGUCUGACUGUAUUUUCAUUCCAUUGUGUUCAUAGAAUGGGGUCUGACUGUAUUUUAAUUCCAUUGUGUCCAUAGAAUGGGGUCUGACUGUAUUUUCAUUCCAUUGUGUCCAUAGAAUGGGGUCUGACUGUAUUUUCCAUUCCAUUGUGUCCAUAGAAUGGGGUCUGACUCUAUUUUAAUUCCAUUGUGUUCAUAGAAUGGGGUCUGACUGUAUUUUAAUUCCAUUGUGUCCAUAGAAUGGGGUCUGACUGUAUUUUCAUUCCAUUGUCCAUAGAAUGGGGUCUGACUGUAUUUUAAUUCCAUUGUGUCCAUAGAAUGGGGUCUGACUGUAUUUUAAUUCCAUUGUGUCCAUAGAAUGGGGUCUGACUCUAUUUUAAUUCCAUUGUGUCAAUAGAAUGGGGUCUGACUGUAUUUUAAUUCCACUGUGUCCAUAGAAUGGGGUCUGACUCUAUUUUAAUUCCAUUGUGUCCAUAGAAUGGGGUCUGACUCUAUUUUAAUUCCAUUGUGUCCAUAGAAUGGGGUCUGACUCUAUUUUAAUUCCAUUGUGUCAAUAGAAUGGGGUCUGACUGUAUUUUAAUUCCAUUGUGUCCAUAGAAUGGGGUCUGACUCUAUUUUCAUUCCAUUGUGUCCAUAGAAUGGGGUCUGACUGUAUUUUCAUUCCAUUGUGUCCAUAGAAUGGGGUCUGACUCUAUUUUCAUUCCAUUGUGUCCAUAGAAUGGGGUCUGACUGUAUUUUAAUUCCAUUGUGUCCAUAGAAUGGGGUCUGACUCUAUUUUAAUUCCAUUUUGUCCAUAGAAUGGGGUCUGACUCUAUUUUAAUUCCAUUGUGUCCAUAGAAUGGGGUCUGACUGUAUUUUCAUUCCAUUGUGUCCAUAGAAUGGGGGUCUGACUCUAUUUUAAUUACAUUGUGUCCAUAGAAUGGGGUCUGACUCUAUUUUAAUUCCAUUGUGUCCAUAGAAUGGGGUCUGACUCUAUUUUAAUUCCAUUGUGUCCAUAGAAUGGGGUCUGACUCUAUUUUAAUUCCAUUGUGUCCAUAGAAUGGGGUCUGACUGUAUUUUAAUUCCAUUGUGUCCAUAGAAUGGGGUCUGACUGUAUUUUAAUUCCAUUGUGUCCAUAGAAUGGGGUCUGACUCUAUUUUAAUUACAUUGUGUCCAUAGAAUGGGGUCUGACUCUAUUUUAAUUCCAUUGUGUCCAUAGAAUGGGGUCUGACUCUAUUUUAAUUCCAUUGUGUCCAUAGAAUGGGGUCUGACUGUAUUUGAAUUCCAUUGUGUCCAUAGAAUGGGGUCUGAGUCUAUUUUAAUUCCAUUGUGUCAAUAGAAUGGGGUCUGACUCUAUUUUAAUUCCAUUGUGUCCAUAGAAUGGGGUCAGACUGUAUUUUCAUUCCAUUGUGUCCAUAGAAUGGGGUCUGACUCUAUUUUAAUUCCAUUGUGUCCAUAGAAUGGGGUCUGACUCUAUUUUCAUUCCAUUGUGUCCAUAGAAUGGGGUCUGACUGUUUAAAUUUUUAUUCCAAUUUUUAAUAUAAUGCAGCAGUUUGUUGGGGAGGAUGUUCUCUCCCUGUUUUGUCAGUUGAACUAAAGUUAUUACUGUAUAUAUAUAUUUUUUUUAAAGAAAUAAAAAAAUAAAUGUUUGUGAAA
Messenger RNA from Oncorhynchus mykiss (rainbow trout), 4509 nucleotides. RefSeq names its product ceramide synthase 5. The record is from RefSeq and is a predicted model, not a curated record. Gene Ontology annotation, molecular function: sphingosine N-acyltransferase activity; DNA binding. NCBI's taxonomy places the organism in Eukaryota, Metazoa, Chordata, Actinopteri, Salmoniformes, Salmonidae. Gene Ontology annotation, biological process: ceramide biosynthetic process. Gene Ontology annotation, cellular component: membrane.